AUGAGAACUAAAAAUAAGCACAAACUCAAGGAUGAAGUAUCAACGGAAAUUGAAUUAUAUAAUAAAGAAAAAAUCAUUUUAAAAAGGUUAGCGGAAAAUUAAAAUAUUGAAUAUUUAGUCCAAAAUCAAAAAUAGGAGAUUUGGAAAAGAUGUGAGGAAAUCGAUCUAGAAUUAAUCAAUAUCUAUGAAGAAAACCAAAAACAAUUUCCUAAAAUCUUAGGAAAAACCUUAAUUAGAAUUUGUGAUCUUGAAGUCAAAAAUGAUUAAAAAUAUUUGAGAGUUCAAUUAGAGGGAGAAAACUAACUGUAGCUUUUUCCCUAUUCUUUUUUGAAACUUCACGUUCCUCACCAGCUAGUACAAUUUUUACUUUCGAUUUAUAAUCCAUAUUUGUGA
Messenger RNA from Paramecium tetraurelia, 393 nucleotides. RefSeq lists its product as uncharacterized. NCBI's taxonomy places the organism in Eukaryota, Ciliophora, Oligohymenophorea, Peniculida, Parameciidae. The record is from RefSeq and is a predicted model, not a curated record. The transcript has a single exon.